Messenger RNA from Cavia porcellus (domestic guinea pig), 8611 nucleotides. It is a transcript of the gene Pld5, whose product is annotated as phospholipase D family member 5. The transcript has 10 exons. The record is from RefSeq and is a predicted model, not a curated record. Bases 448 to 1863 code for a protein of 471 amino acids. Lineage: Eukaryota; Metazoa; Chordata; Mammalia; Rodentia; Caviidae. Gene Ontology annotation, molecular function: catalytic activity.
CAGCCUUUUCUGUGCAGAUCAGACGCCUGUGGAUACCCUUCCUGAGCCGGCAGCCCCACUCUGCCCCGUUGGCUUGAGCACUUGCUGUGAUUUCAUCCUGUAAGCAGUACAACUCAUCUUGGUUUGAAAGAAAAAGAAAGAAACAUAACUGAACAGAGCUGUCCUCGGUGUUUGCUAAAAUGCUCAAAGAGGGGCCCAGGAUUUUAAGAGCACAUUCUGAGGGAAAUUCUGACAUUGCGAGCUGCCGCCCUUUCUCUUUGCGCUUGGCUUGGCUGAUUUCCAAAGCACCAAGGCCAGCAGUUGAGGGACUGAAAUGUAAUCGGUGGCAGUACAUUUGCACCACAUGAAACCUUCUCUGCCUCCAAAGGCUCCAGAGGCUGUGGGAAGCAGCACACCAGCAACAGCUCACAGCUGAGGCACUCGGACUGGAGGGAAGAUUGGAUCGCAAUGUCCCAGCAGAAGUGCAUCGUGAUCUUUGCCCUCGUGUGCUGCUUUGCCAUUCUCGUCGCGUUGAUCUUUUCAGCUGUGGACAUCAUGGGAGAGGAUGAGGAUGGACUCUCGGAAAAAAAUUGUCAAAAUAAAUGUCGAAUUGCCCUGGUGGAAAAUAUUCCUGAAGGCCUUAACUAUUCAGAAAAUGCACCAUUCCACUUACCACUUUUCCAAGGCUGGAUGAAUUUACUCGACAUGGCCAAAAAGUCUGUUGACAUAGUGUCCUCCCAUUGGGAUCUCAACCACACUCAUCCAUCAGCAUGUCAGGGUCAACGUCUUUUUGAAAAGUUACUCCAACUGACAUCACAAAAUAUUGAAAUCAAGCUAGUGAGUGAUGUGACAGCUGAUUCAAAGGUAUUAGAAGCCUUGAAAUUAAAGGGAGCCGAGGUGACCUACAUGAACAUGACCGCCUACAACAAGGGCCGGCUGCAGUCCUCUUUCUGGAUUGUGGACAAACAGCACGUCUAUAUCGGCAGUGCCGGUUUGGACUGGCAGUCCCUGGGACAGAUGAAAGAGCUUGGUGUCAUCUUCUACAACUGCAGCUGCCUGGUCCUAGAUUUACAAAGGAUAUUUGCUUUGUACAGUUCAUUAAAAUUCAAGAGCAGAGUACCUCAGACCUGGUCCAAGAGACUCUAUGGAGUCUAUGACAAUGAAAAGAAAUUGCAACUUCAGCUGAACGAAACCAAAUCUCAGGCGUUUGUGUCGAAUUCUCCCAAACUCUUCUGCCCCAAGAACAGAAGCUUUGACAUAGACGCCAUCUACAGCGUGAUAGAUGACGCCAAGCAGUACGUGUACAUCGCAGUCACCGACUAUCUGCCCAUCUCCAGCACGAGCACCAAAAGGACUUACUGGCCAGACCUGGAUGGGAAAAUAAGAGAAGCACUGGUUUUGCGAAGCGUUAAAGUGCGACUCCUGAUCAGCUUCUGGAAGGAAACGGACCCGCUCACCUUCAACUUCAUUUCAUCUCUUAAAGCUAUUUGCACAGAAAUAGCCAACUGCAGUUUGAAAGUCAAAUUUUUCGAUCUGGAGAGAGAGAAUGCUUGUGCAACAAAAGAACAAAGAAAUCACACCCUUCCUAAAUUAAACCGCAACAAGUACAUGGUGACAGAUGGAGCCGUUUACAUCGGGAAUUUUGACUGGGUAGGGAAUGAUUUUACCCAGAAUGCUGGCACGGGCCUCGUCAUCAACCAGGCAGAUGUGAGGAACAACAGAAGCAUCAUUAAGCAACUUAAAGACGUGUUUGAAAGGGACUGGUACUCACCUUAUGCCAGAACCUUACAGCCCACCAAACAGCCGAACUGCUCCAGCCUGUUCCAACCCAGACGCCCCGCCAACAAAACUGCCUCUGAGCCCCAACGCGAGGAAAUUAACUGACUGUCAGCACUUGCGUUCUCCUAUUUAUACACCAAGGACUUGAGGAGAGAAAAAAAAACAAUUUAAUAUGUCUUUUUUAGGGGGAAAACAAAGCACACAUUAAAAAAAUUGAAUGAUAUGUAAUAUCUCUAGCUGACGAUAUCUUAGCACCAUGUACUCACAAUUUAAGACUUUUAUAUUUGUUACUCUGACAGAGAAUGCCGUUCUGGCUUAGAAGUUUGUUUUUAUGUUUGCAUACAAGAUUUAAGACUUUGAUUCCUGUUUCCUGGUCCUUUCUGGUUUUAGAGCCUUUUCUGCUGGCCGUUGGCCAGUUCUUAGGAAAUUUAGCAUGAGGUGAGCUUUUUUUAUUUUGACACCAUUCUGAGCACUGCUGAUUAGGAGAAAAAGGUGAGGACUUCACUGUGGAGAAGAAGACACUGAUAAAUCCAAGAAUUUGGCUUUGUAAACCAUCUCUAAAACCUACCCAAGCUCCAACACAUACACACCUCACAUCUUAUGUCAGCCUUCAACACUCUGGAAAAAUACUUUUUGUGUGUUUUUGUUCAGCAUCUUUUUAAUAUCCUCGGUUUCAUUUUAUCAUUUCAUCUUCUCACAAAACAUUCUGAUUACAUAAUGUCCCUAUAUUCAACCUCAACAUUAGUUCCCAGUAUGGUAGCAUCUUUUAAAAAUCAAUGAAUUCCUCAGAAUGAAUACAAAAUAGAAAUAGCCGUCUUUAAUUUUCACCUCAACUACAUUCUUCCCCCGUACCGAAUCAGUUCUUUUAAAAAAAACACAGCUAGCAAUAGGUACCUUUUCUCUCCAGCUCAGAAAGGUGAUGUAGCCACCUGCUAAUAUCCAGAAAGCUAUUCACUCUGCAUUUUUGAGAACGAUGUAGGUUCCCACACUUUUUUUGGUUUACAGUCUUAUAAAGGAAAGGUCUUUAUGCGUGAGUGGAUUUAAAUUUCUUUCGACUCAUUAUGCUGUUAAGAGUAUGCCAGCAAACGUUUAUAGAGCUAUUUAAUAUACCUUCUGCUAUUUAAUAUACCAAAUGCUUUUCAGAGAAAUGCAAUUUAAAUACUGUGCUUAACAUAUUUUACUAAGAAACAGAAAUAUUGGAUUAUUGUUCUAUAAUGUCAUUGUGUGUCGUUUUAUAUCUAUACAAUAUAUAACCAUGUAUUAAUGGAGACUCCUGCUACAUAAGAUCCCCAGGCAGGUGACCAGGACACCCACACCCCGUGUAGCUCCUGACCGCGGGGCUCAGAACAGAGCCUUCGGCUCCUUAGCCUGGGGUUUCUGUUGCUAAUGUAAAAACAGAAAUACUUACCUACCUCGCAAGAAUGUUGUCAUGGUAGGAGAUAUUUAUAACUUGUUUUGCAAUCAAAAGAACCUAUAUCAAUGCUAAGCAUUAUAAUGUUUAAUCUUUUUCUUGAAAUAAUCUUUGUGGUAUCCUGAUAGAAUCAAGACCAGGUCCUCCUCAAGAACCCAGAAAGGGAAAACAAGUCCACAGCUUCCUGUCACAAAUGUGGAUGGCCAGAAUGCAGGGACACAAAGCCACUGGUGGAAACCUGGACUGGAUGGAACGUGUUUGCUGGAUCACUCGACAUAAACGAUAUCAACACAAAAUUAGACACUGUGCUAGGAGUCGUUCUUUAGGACCAGCAUAUCAUGUGUUUUCAGAGCAAGGACCAGUGAGUGGUUUCAACCUUCGCUUUUCAUUUCUGCAGGCUUACCUAAUGGAAUCACGCCGGGAGAACGGCUGCUGUUGGUCACCUUAGUUCACAUUACUUCCUGUCUGGUUGUUUCCAAUUACUGCUUCACUGACUCCUUAGCCAGUCAAUCAAGAAAGCUGGAAGGAGGCUGUAUGGUAAAGGGCAGUGUGUUUUUACGACUUUGGGGGGAUCCUCAAUGAAAUCCUUCAUCAGUCAUGGCCAAUAUCUAAGUCUUUAAAUAUGCAUCUCAUGCAUAGUACUUGUUCACGUAGGAAGUUCUUUUUGUCACCCAAGUAAUGGUGGCUUUAAUGAUGUUUUUUGAAAGAAAGAAUAGAGUGGGGACAAGCAGACCUCCCAAGUUCAUCACCCUGGGACCAACAAAAAGGUUAGGGGUUUACAAAAAGAACAUCUAAAGGGAAAGGAAAUAGUUACUUCCUUAAUGAUCCCCAAGUUGUCUACUGAAAUCAAUAUUCCACAGCCAAGGGACGAGGGCAGGCCUAGAGAAAAGGCCUACACUUAGAUAUCCAUGUGGUAGGACAGCAGGAUGUCAUCUUUUAGGAAAUGAUACAGUCGCUGUUUUUUCCUGAGUCCCAUUGAAACGAUGCCCCAGGAACUAUAUCCUGGUUUUUCUCCCAGGCACCGGCAGCUUCAGGGCUCUACAGGACACAGCAGCACACCGCACCAGGGUAAUCAGGGUGGUGGAGGCCAUGCCAACCUCCUGUGGCAACCAGGAAGAUGGGCCCUGAACACCAAACGUGACAACACUGAAAUGAGGCUGUGUCUCCUAAGAGAACGUUCCAUUCUGUUGCAUUUUCUCUUUCAUUUGGAUGUCCUGUCUCCUUCUUUUCGAGGUGGCCUUUCUCUCUUUGUAUCUGUGCUAAAUAAAUGAUUAACUUCUAUCCCUCCCACUCCCAAAUGUCCCAGGAAAUACUUCUCAAGAGAAAGAACAAAACAAAAACACUUUGAGAAUAUUGAGUAGAUGGCUAUGCCAGGGAUUAUAAGGAGGAUGGUUAUUACUAACCUUUUUUUUUCUCCAUAAACAUUUCAGAAAUCAUUUCCCCAGGGGGAGGAAAAAGAAAACCAAAUGCAGUUUGAGACCAAAUCAUAUUGUGGAUUCCUCUGUCACUAACACUAACUUAGUGCCUUAUUUAUUCUGAAGUAUUGGUUUUAAACAGUGGUCCCCUAUAAGACGACACUUCUUACUCCGGAGUCUCUUAUGACCUUCUGCUGGGCCGGCAUGUUGGAAAAUUAUACACAUGUUUCCUUCCCUUCCCAAAGAGUCUAUCACCCAAAAUCAAUCCCUGAAACACAUUGCCAAAUAUCAGUACUGCUGGCCUCUGCGGCAUCGUCGCUGACCCUUGGGGUACCACGGAAUUGGAUCACAGGUGAUCAGACCACGGGACAGGAAGCAGACUCUCCUGAGAUUGUAUUUGUGCUCUGUAAACACCAUGUGUUGGGUACCUGGAAGUGGCGGGGGGAGGCGCACUGAACCUGACCCUGCAGUCUCGAAGGAGCCUUGUAAAGAGGAACUUCAUGGACUGCCAGCGCCCUGCGGGACGUAUGUAAAUUGAACGCUAGUGUCCUUAAAAGCUCAGAGUAGGCUCAGUUUAGGAAAUAAAAGGUCUGUGGAAGGAAAACCUUUGCAUUUGGCUGGCUCUGAGCACCAUAUGUCCUGGAAUCUGUGUCAUAGUUUGUCUCGUGUCUGAUUUGGCUCUGAAUGAGAUGAGUCGGAUCACAUUUUUGGCAGAUUUUACCCUUUUAAAAACACGUUUCAUUAAUGCAGGUACUGGUUUGUUAAAAAUGCCUUGGUGACCCCAGGACUGACAGAAGCGCAGUUCCCACCAGCGCGUGGCUUUUCUCAAGUGACCUCAAUUCCUUCUAAGAUUGCUGUUUGUGGGCAGGAACUUUUUUUGAGCUAAAUUCCAAGGGGAAAUUAAAAGAGUGUAAGAAUUUCUUGAAAGAAUCAGAUCCAGGAUCUGUCUCAGGAAUUCUGUCCUAGAUUCUGCUCCCUCAUACAUAUGAUCAUUUGGUUUUUUUGUUUGUGUGUGUGUUUGUUUUUUCUUUUUAUCGGUACCGGGGAUCGAACUCAUGACCGCCUGCUUGCAAGGCAGGUGCUUAUGCCGCUGAGCUAAAUCCCCAGCUAAUACGUAUGAUCAUUUGUAUGUUUUUCUCCAUCUAAAAUUCACUUUAUUAUUUUUAACAUUUAAGGAAUGUAAACAGCUGCCUUACCUGCAAUAGAAUGAUCAGCUCCUAUAGUGAGAGAUACUUAGCUAUUGGAUAUUCAAAUUCAGUCCCUAUGAAGCAUCCCGUCUAUUGUGGGUAUCAGUUCUUUUUUUCCCUGUACUUAUCCUCAAUAUACUGGUGCAAUUUAUUGUCAACCUUUUAAAGGAAAAACUAAUAUAAGUCUCCUUUGGCCUAAGAUAGAUUGGAUAAAUUAAUCCACAUUCUAAUACUUUCCUAGUUGCUGUAAAAAAACUUCUUCCUUUUCCUUUUAUAUGUUGAUAACCAAAUAACUGCUUAUCAUUUUUAACCUUAUUGGCUUAAACGAAUGUGGGUUUUUUGCUAGCUGUCAGGUCAACUCCACUUAGGCUAACCUUUCCAUUUGAGAGAAUUCCUGUCUUUGGCUGAAUUAUGAAAAUAUUGCUCUGUAUGUGACUGGAUAGGGUUCCCUUAGAAGGGUCCCUUAAAACUGUAAAAACUUACUUUUCUUAUUUUUGACCCAAUACCAGUCUUAUACUUACAGAUAAAAGACCACGGGUUACCUAGACUUCUUUUGGCAACCUAUCAGAAAAGAAAUGUAGAAUUUAACAGGCCAUUCUGUAUUUUCUUUUGCUAUGUUUAACUACUAAACUUUUAAUUCUGUUCCAAAGGAUCUCUUGGAAUUUUUAAUGUACCUGUAUAUAAAUAGGAUAUACGUGUACCUGGACACAUCUCUAUUAUUAACAUUCUGAUCCCUAGAUAAUUUGGUAUGAUAUAGGGUUCAAUUUGUAGGGGGAAUCAUUAAAACAAUCAAAUCUUCCCUACAACCAACAUGCUCAGUUAUUUUCAGACAUAAAUAUAUAUGACUUUUUCAUACUGCAAAAUAAAGCAUUUUUCUGCUCAGCUCUAUCUCAGAAACAAACUUGCUCUCCUGAUAAUAUAAAUGACAAAGUAAAGGCAGCUGGCCCAACAGGCUAUGGGACAACUGUCUUCUAUAUCCACCCAACAAGCACUGUGUAAAACUACCCUGUCCCUCUAUAAAGUUGUACCUACUACUGAUGAUUUGGGAUACAUAAGUGAUUUCUUAGUGAAGAAACAGUUAUGGAUCCUAUGAGCUUCACUGUGGUCCCUGGACAAAAAAAGUUUCUGUGGGUGCCAGGUCAGUUCCCUCCCAUACUCAUCUGCUGCUGUCUCUUCCCUAGGGCUCAAUCCAUAAUCAAAGACACUUGUGUCUCCUCAGCAAACCCAUCUGGUUGUUAUGUUUUUACAGUGCUUGGUAUUGGACCCAAAACUCCCUAGGCAAGUGCGCCACCAUGGAACUGCACCUGCAGGCCUCAACAAACCCAUUCUGAAGCUGAUAUUUAGAGCUUACCUUGAAAAACAUCUAAGCCAACUCCUCCCAAGGUAGACAUUCCCCUCCCACGCAACCCCUUCUGAGAGUGUAGCAUGAUGCCUUUCAAGGGCCCACACAGGAUGAUGUUCGAUUGAUUUGCUAUCAUUUGGAUUUAAGGGAAAGAUUGAUGAUCUCUGAAAGAAUACGCAUGGUGUAUGCAGAACUGAUACCCUUUUUUUUUAUAAAGAAGAGAAACCCACAGAGGUGCACUUCUUUUAAAGCUGUCACUUGAGAGUUCAGCAAAGGUUUAAUAAAGUGAACUUUCUGAAUCUGAAAUAAUAAUUUCAUUUGAUUGGAAGUUUCUGGAUCUUAGCAUUUCACAUUUUUAUCUGGGCUAAUAAUAACUUUAUGAGAUAAUCAUGUACAAGGAGCCCCCAACUGAAUCACAGCAAAGGUGAAAAUUAUUUGUGAUUUAUUUUUUCUUCAUAUGACAGACUAAUUACUUUGUAAAGUGGACAUCUAGCCUUCAAACUCAUUACCGUAGGCCUCAGACACUUUGAGAAGUUGAUUCCCUUAUACACUCUCCCUUCUUCCAUGGGUUGAAAGGUCUGAGGGAUAGUUAAAUUCUGAGCUCCUUGUAAGACACAAGUGCAAACAAACACAGUGUCUGGCUUACAGUGGUCUCAUAAAGCUAUGCAGCUGAUCUUGGGAAUGUGACCUCUUUUUUCCAGGACUCCAAAUAUUGAAAUUAUAUGUUGACUUUCUGACUGAAAUGAAGGAUGAAGGUUUUUAAAGACAACCUAGAAAGUAUGAUACAACAACAGUCAUAUGGAUCAGAGAUUCUUCUAUAAUUUCACUUACUUUUACUUAAAGGUAAAAGACUAUCUUCCUCUUUAGGAGGUGUGUUUAUGAUAGGUAACAUCCAAAAGCUUAAUAAAAGAAAGACAACACCAUAGUUUCAGAAAGUACUGCUAGAACACAUUGAAAGUCCUGUGUGCCAAAGCGGCCUUAAAAAACAAAAUUAGUUUUGUCCCCAGCAAUAAAACUAUGUUCCUAUCCACAUUUCAUAGGUGGACCUAAGAUUUCCCUAAUGUCCAAGAGAGAUUAUGCUCACACCUCCUGUACAGGGAGGUCAUGUUUCUUGGCAUGUGAGCUCUCCACACUGGUCACAACUGAUCAUAUCAAGGCUCAAGACCUGAGGCAAAGUGACUCCUUUUCAAGCCUAGGGAGGAAAGUGAACCCAGCAAUACUUAGCCCAAUCCAUUUCAGUCUGAAUAUGAGAAACAGAAAAUAAUUGAGUAGCAGCAAGAGCACCAGGAUAGACACAGUUACAUAUCGGUGCCAGCGUGGAACAGGAACAGCAAUUACUUUUGCCACCAAGUCUAGAGGUCCUUUUGAGUCACCAUUUCUGCUUGUAGAUUACUGGAGAAACUACUGAACAAUGAGUCUGAGCUUUGUAGGUACAGGGUUGCUUUCCUAUCUUCCUUCCUUUCUUAUGUAUUGACAUAAAUAAACUCACAUGAACUGA